Messenger RNA from Symbiodinium necroappetens, 1644 nucleotides. The record is from the annotation of a GenBank genome assembly. NCBI's taxonomy places the organism in Eukaryota, Dinophyceae, Suessiales, Symbiodiniaceae.
AUGCCGGACACAUUUCCGAGUAUGUUGGAGCGUGUGCUUCAGCAGUCGCAGCAGCAGCUGUACUCGGAGCUGCUGGCUUUGCUGGAAAGACAGACGAGUCAGACGAGCGAAGACUUGCAGAGAAAUGGAUUAAAUGGGUUGCGAGACGCUGCAUCUCCAAUGCCACAGCUGGGGACCCUUCCAAACUGCCGACAGCUCGAUGGACUGCAUGGCAUCACUGCAGAGAAGACCGAACCCAUUGGAAUGGUGUCGAAUGUCACCGAUUCCUCACCCGAGCACACCGUGAGUGGAAGAAGGUCGCUCACAUACGAGCUUGCGAUAAAGGCCAGCGCGCCAUCUGAGGCGGACGCAGACAAGCUAGCAUCAAAGAGUAUGUCGUUGACCGAUGUGCUCACGACCGAAGUCGGUGCCAGUCAGGGACGCAUUGGAAAGCUGGUCAGCUCUUGGCAGUUCGAAGCAUUCUUUGCCGCCGUGAUCCUUACAAACUCAGUUUUCAUCGGAGUUGUGAUUCAAUGGGAGUCUGAGAACAGUUUCGCAGGCACACCCGACUCUAUUUAUGCAGUCAGCAUCGGCUAUGGUAUUCUGUUCACGGUGGAGCUCCUCUUGAGAAUGAUUGCUGCAGGUCCUUGGAGCUUUUACUGUAAUGCAAAUUGGGCAUGGAACGUGUUUGACACGCUGAUUGUCGCCAGUGUUCUUUACGAGUUCCUGGUGGACACAGGGGGCCAGUCUACAAGCAUGAGUAGCAACUUGCGAGUCUUGAGAGUUGUGCGGCUCACACGGCUCACGCGCAUCGUCCGGGUGUUCCGAGUGGCACGAUUCUUGAGACCUCUUCGCACUCUUGUGCAGUCCAUUCUCGGUACCCUGAGGGCCUUAAUUUGGGCGAUGCUACUUAUGACACUGAUCAACUAUGUUUUUGCAGCCAUUUUCACGGAUGUUGUGGGCAAUUACAUGUCCGACACGUCCCAGCUGGAAACCAAAGCCGCUUUGGUGCCACUGUUUGGAACCCUGCAAUCUUCUUCGCUGACGCUUUUCAUGUCCAUCUCUGGUGGGCUGUCCUGGUUUGAUGCAGUCCAUCCUCUGAAGACAAUAGGAUGGCUGUGGGUCUAUGUUUAUUGCAUCUACAUUGCGUUCUGCCUGUUUGCGUUACUCAAUGUCAUGACUGGUGUUUUCUGCAAUGCUGCUAUACGCGGGGCAGAGAGAGAUGCAGAAAUGGCAGUGCAGACGCUGAUGUUGGACAAACAACGGCUGGAUGGUUUGCUGGGGAAGCUGUUCCAAAAGAUGGACAGCGACGGCACUGGAAAGCUUGACAUCACAAAGUUCGAAGCAUAUUACCGGGACGACGAAGUUCGGGCAGUUUUUGAGGCCUUGGAUCUCGGUGCACAUGAUGCUUGGACGUUUUUUCAAAGUCUUGAUUACAAUGAAGACCACCAGAUCGAAGCGAGCGAAUUCUUGGACGGCUGCGCCAGACUGCGGGGGCCGGCAAAAGCUGUGGACUUGUUCGCGUUGCGGACCCAGACUGCAAAAAUCCGAAAAGAGCUUGAGGUGGUCGUUGGCAAUCAGCAGAGAUUGGUUGAGGUCAUCGCUCAAGACAGACAGUAUGCGCGAAGCGGAAUCAGUCCCUUCACCACCAAACUGCGAUUGUGA